This is a messenger RNA of Drepanopeziza brunnea f. sp. 'multigermtubi' MB_m1, 1821 nucleotides long. RefSeq lists its product as uncharacterized. The record is from RefSeq and is a predicted model, not a curated record. NCBI's taxonomy places the organism in Eukaryota, Fungi, Ascomycota, Leotiomycetes, Helotiales, Drepanopezizaceae.
AUGUCCUCUCACAACCCCCUCGCGGAGGCAGAUGAAGUUCCGAAGCCAAUCAUGAAGACCCUGGCAUUGUCGAUCCGGCGCCGCCUAUACUUACCUGUCCUCGCUUUCUUCAGCAUCACAACGCUCUUCCUAUUCAUCGUGACGUCUACUCGCUUAGGUAUCUGGAAUCCCGAAAUGCCAAAGGUGGUUAAUAGACCGAAGGUUGUGCUCCGCCAAGGUAGGUUCGUGGGCAUCGAGCUGAGUGAUGGGUAUCCGCAAGUCAUGGACGCAUUUCUGGGGAUCCCCUAUGGGAUGUCGACGGAAGGAAUAAUGAGGUUCAAACCUCCAGUCCGGGUCGGCGCUUCGGAAUUGGAGUUUGAUGCUGGGGAGCAUGGCAAUAGGUGUCCUUCACUUGGGGACGAGCCGAAUCAGAGUGAGGACUGUCUAAACCUCGACCUGUACCGACCAAAAGCUCGGAAGUCUGGCGAUAAACUGCCUGUUUUAGUGGACUUCCACGGAGGGGCGUUCAAUGGAGGGAUUGGAGGCACAUCGUGGCUGGUUUCUCAUCUGGCCGCUUUGUCAGCUGAGCCUAUGAUUGCUGUGUCUUUCAGCUAUCGAGUUGGAGCUCUCGGGUUCCUGUCGUCGACGGUUAUGGCUCAGGAGGGUCUUCUUAACGUGGGGCUGAAGGACCAGGAGCUCUUGUUGGAAUGGGUUCAGGAGAACAUUGCCGCAUUUGGGGGAGAUCCUGAAAACGUGACACUCAGGGGGAGCAGCGCAGGUGCGCACUCGGUCGGGCACCACCUCCUCUACAACACUGACAGAUCUCCCCCGUUCGCACGAGCAAUCAUGGAAUCUGGCGCAGCCACCGCACGGGCGGUCUACAGCUACUCGAACCCAAUUCACGAGCUGCAAUUCCGUGAAUUCCUCAAGAUCCUAGGCUGCCCCUCUAAGCCAGAGUCUGAGAUUGUAACCACCCUCCGCGGCUACAGCACCGCCGAAAUCCAAGCCGCCUCCAACGAGAUCUUCAACAAAUAUAACCCAUCCGUCAGAUGGCCUUUUCAGCCCGUAAUUGACGGCAAAGGGGGCAUAAUAGUCACCCGCCCCAUCGAUGCCUGGAAGGCAGGCAAGUGGCAUAAAGUUCCUAUCCUCACCGGAUUUAAUACCAAUGAAGGCGCAAUAUUUGUUCCAAAGACUGUAGAAACCAGUGAAGAGUUCUCUGAUUUCUUUACGACCCUCCUUCCAGGAUUAAGAGAGAAAGAUAUGUCGGAGCUACAAGACGUCUACCCAGACCCAACAAUAGAUCCACACUCCCCAUACAAGGAAACGAGACCGGACCUAGGAGCACAGUUCAGGAGGUUAGAGCAGGCGUACGGCCAGUUCGCCUACAUAGCACCUGUCAGACAAACAGUACAUUACGCUGCUUCUGGGCCUGCGCCCGUGUAUCUGUAUCACUUCGCCGCCGAGUCUAGCGUCAAUGGCGCCGACCACGGCUCGCACAUCCCAUUCCUAACGCACACACUGGACGACAGAGGCAAGAGCAAAACCGUCACCGAGAUCUCUGGAACCAUGCAGGCGUACUGGACAUCCUUCAUCACGAGCGGGGACCCGAACAAAGUCCUUGGCAAGUACCCCCUCCGGCGUAAAUGGCCGGGGUACGUGAAAAGCCAGAGGGAGGGGGGCGACAGGAAGGGGGGAGAGGGUAUGAUCCUCGUGUUUGGGGAGGGCAAUAACGAGGUUGCAGGGAAGAAAGACAAGGGAGAAGCGUGUCAGUUGAAAGACGACGUGUUUGCUGCCAAAGAGUCGGAGUUUUGGUGGGAUCGCACAGAAUUAUUUGAGUUUUGA